AUGAUGUAGCGCUCUUUAUCACCCAUUUAACAAAAUGAUGAAGACUAUUUAAAACCUAAAAUCCCCUAACUAACUCAAAAAAUGCCUUAGUUUUGUUAAUAUUACAAGGAAAAUAUUCAAUACCCAUCAUUAAUAUAAACUGUAAGAAAAAAAUAAAUAUUUGAUACAAGAAAUGUUAGCUAUUAAAAUAUUUCGCCUUUAAGAACAAAUUAAAUUCAAUUUAGAGUUUCUUAACCAAAAAGUCCAAUAAUUAGAUAAUAAAUAGAAAUGCCUUUAUAGUCAAUAUCUUAUCUAAUUCCAACUUCAUUGACUCCAUCGAGAAAUUAAAAUUUUAAUUCAAAAAUACUUACAUCUCACACUGUUAUUCCUUAACAUUAGAAUCCAUAAAUUAUUUAUAAAACUCCUCUAAAUGAAUAAACUAAAUAAAAAGUAAGCAAUUUUUCAAAAUAAACAUCAAAUCAUUAGGAUUAAGGAUAAUAAUAAAAAAUUAAGGUUGAACAAUGCGAAAAAGACUUGUAUAUUUGCUUAUAAGACGAAUUAGAAAAGUCGGAAAUGAAAUUAAAAUAAUUAACUGAAAGAAGCUAAUAAAUAGAAGAAAAACGAAAAUAACUUAGAAAUACAUUUAGGAAUAGUUCUAAAUAAUACUAAAAAAGUAAUUGA
Messenger RNA from Paramecium sonneborni, 660 nucleotides. The record is from the annotation of a GenBank genome assembly. Lineage: Eukaryota; Ciliophora; Oligohymenophorea; Peniculida; Parameciidae.